UAGAUGUUUCUCCCGACAUCGGACAGCGAGUAAAAUGCUGUAAAUCGUGCGUCGUCGUCGUCGUCGUCACGCCGGAGCGGAAGGAGCGUGUCAGUGGAAACUAUCUCUCGUCUGUCUUCAGUCGCGAUACAUCCAUCAUCGAGCUGACAAGUUUUUGUCAGCGUCGUGAAAUUCGAUUUUUAAGUGUAAAUCUUUGCAAGACGCAUGGCAAUGAUGACACAAUGGCAAGCUGUAUCGAUUUCAACAAGAUUGUUGGAAAAUCUUAUUUUUUUAGAACAAAAGACUGGCAAUUCUCAACUAUUUGAAGACUGUGAAUACAUGUUUGGAGGUGAUUUAGACUGUAUUGGGAGAAAAACUUUUACGCAAACCAAAAUGAAGUGGACAACUGGUGCUCCUUUUAAUGAACAAGUUAGCGAACUUACUCAUGUAUUCACUCAAUGGAAUGAAUGCGAACAAACUGUUGUUCUUUAUUCACUUUUGCGUCGUCUACCUGCAGUUCAGGCAAGGUUUCUCGCACAAGCGAUACAACACUCCCUGCACUCUGUGUCUGAAUUGGAUAUAAAGGAAAUAAAUGCCAAUAAUCCAACUUAUAUCACGUCAUUAAUGUCAGAAUCAACAGAAAUUGCAGUUAAUCAAGUCUUGACACAUAUACCUUUACUAAGGCCUGAGAAUAUAGAGUGCAAACAAAGCUACCUGCAGGCAAUACCAGAAUUAGUGAAUCAUUGUGUGAGCACAGGACAAUUUACAGAACAAACACAGCAGCUUUUGAGCUAUACUCUAAUACACCCAGCUAUGACUAUUCAAGAUAGACGUUCUUUAGCUCAAUGGCUCAGACAUUUGGAAGAGCGUAUCAGUGGUACACCGCCUAUUACCGGUCUCGAAGAUUACCCAAAUACUCCAAGCAGAUGGGAGAGUCCAUGGCAAAGAAAUUCUAAGCAGCAAAGUGAUCAGGCUAAUCUAUUUAAUACGCAACCGGCUCCUACGUUUCUACAAUUUCAACCUCGUCAACGUCGUUCGAAUAGCUUGACGCCACCGGUGCCAGCGCCGCAUCAACUCGAAGUCUUCGAGCGUACUAAUAACACAAAUAAUUCAUCCAGACAUAAGCCGCGUAGCUUUAGUGUUUCCGGAGAUCAUGCCAGCAAUAUUAUCGGUUUGGGUCCACUGAGCCCACAGAGUUCCUGUGCGAGUAGCGGUAGCGAGGGUCGUUUGGAUGACGCUUCCAAUCGUUCGCUCGCGAGCGGUAUGAGAGAUGUACAAUCAUGGCUUAAAACAUUACGCCUCCAUAAAUACAGUUACUUAUUUGUUACCAUGAGUUAUGAGGACAUGCUGCAAUUGACAGAGGAUCAAUUGGCAGAACAAGGAGUUACAAAGGGUGCUAGGCACAAACUGGCUCUCUCUAUCGCUAAACUGCAGCAACGAUAUAAUACGCUCUUGAAUCUGGAAAAAGGUUUGGUGCAACCUAGCGCCCGCGAUGGUAUGCAAAACACUUCGUUCUCGCAAGGUCCAUCUUUACUCAUUAAUACGAUGGACGAGCUGAAAACUAUCUUGGCGACUCCUAUGAAACCGAGUCAAGAGAACGAUCCGCAAGAUAUCCCUGCGCAGUUUACAAAAGUGCUUGGAAAAUUGUGCAGUAGAUUGGCUCUGGACAGCGUAGAAGACGGUAUUUUGUGCGCGUGCAUCAACAUUUUGGAAAAGAUAUUGCAGCACGACUGUUUUACUCCGAAUCAGAAGGAGAAAGUGCAACAAUGGCGCAGUAGACUCGGCAAUCCACGACCAACUCCAAAAUGGCAACACAAUUACGGUUACAAUAACAGAAGGUAUGGCAAUUCGCAACAGCACAAUAGGAAGCCGAGUUUAAAUUUGAACCACAUUCACACUACCCAUCUACACAACAACCAUUUUAUGAUUACUCCGCAUAGAAACAGUAUAUCUUCGCCGUAUUUGCAAAAUAAUCAGAAUCAGAAUAUGAAUACUUUGAAUACGAACAACUUGCGUACGAUACAUACAAUUGAGAAAAGACCGAGCCUACAAGAGACCAGCAGUUUGCAGCAAUUACAAAAAACGUUGCAACGUGCAUAUAGCGCGCCGCAGCGGGACCGUUUUUUGGGGCACCCUACCAAUGGAGCGAAUGAAACGACGGAGCCGGAAAUCAAUUCUCGCUUGGAAUCUCUUUGCUUGAGGAUGACCGAGCAAGCGAUCGGCGGAUUCGGCGAGGCCUAAACUUCUAUAUUCGCGUUCUGGGAUUUAAUGUAAGUCACGUCUGAACUUUUUUCAGAUUUUCGAUUCUGAAAAUUUAUUUGAAGAAAAAUUCUGUUUGCCAAAAUACACGAGUGAGCGAGACGACGUGCUAUUCAUAAGUCAUCGUUUUAAAGUGAUAUUCAAUGGAAUGAUAUACUUUUGUUGUAUGCAAACACCUGCGUGUAUACACACUUACGCUUUAAUAGCCCUAACCAAAUCGAAAAAAAUGUCCGACACGUGCGACAUUAUUGUGAAAGAGAGAGAGAUAAAGAUAGGUCAUUCUUCGAAAAGCGAAUGACUUUUACACAUACACAACACACACACACGCAUACAUGUGUAAAUCAUAUUUUUUAUUAUAUCUGAUGCAAUUGUACUAUUUAAUUGACAGAAUUUGGCAAGCCAAAUGCUAUUAGAAAGAUAGAGUCUUUCCUCGACUAUUACUGCAUCCAUAUAUAUAAAUAUAUAAGAAAAAGUAUAUAUAUAUAUACAUAUGAUAAUACAUCAAAUAAUACUGCAGAACAUUGCAUAGUAAUGUAAUUUUUUCACUUUCUUCUUUCUUUCUCGUGUUUUAUGAUUUAAAAUAUGAGAAAGAGAGAAAAGAGUGAAAAAAUGACAUUACAUCUUCAUGCGAUGUAAUGCAAUAUUAUUUUUCAUGUUAUCCAUUUUGGGGAAUGGAAUUUGUCUGAUCUUAAGUAUCAGAAGGUAUAGUAACAUAAUGUAAUUCAUU
Camponotus floridanus (Florida carpenter ant) is the source of this 2965-nucleotide messenger RNA. RefSeq names its product protein Smaug homolog 1 (gene smg). The record is from RefSeq and is a predicted model, not a curated record. Gene Ontology annotation, cellular component: P-body. NCBI's taxonomy places the organism in Eukaryota, Metazoa, Arthropoda, Insecta, Hymenoptera, Formicidae. The transcript has 10 exons. Gene Ontology annotation, molecular function: mRNA binding; translation repressor activity; protein binding. Bases 205 to 2220 code for a protein of 671 amino acids. Gene Ontology annotation, biological process: nuclear-transcribed mRNA poly(A) tail shortening; negative regulation of translation; regulation of DNA-templated transcription.